AUGUCUAUCAUGAACUCGUUCGUGAACGACAUCUUUGAACGUAUCGCCGCCGAAGCGUCCCGUCUCGCCCAUUAUAACAAGAGGUCCACUUUCACAUCUAGGGAGGUGCAGACUUCCGUGAAGCUUCUGCUGCCAGGCGAACUCGCCAAGCACGCCGUCAGCGAGGGCACCAAAGCUGUCACCAAGUACACCAACUCCAAGUGA
Messenger RNA from Arctia plantaginis, 204 nucleotides. Lineage: Eukaryota; Metazoa; Arthropoda; Insecta; Lepidoptera; Erebidae. The record is from the annotation of a GenBank genome assembly.